Messenger RNA from Pogona vitticeps (central bearded dragon), 4225 nucleotides. It is a transcript of the gene ZNF451, whose product is annotated as zinc finger protein 451. Gene Ontology annotation, molecular function: sequence-specific DNA binding; DNA-binding transcription factor activity, RNA polymerase II-specific. Lineage: Eukaryota; Metazoa; Chordata; Lepidosauria; Squamata; Agamidae. Gene Ontology annotation, cellular component: nucleus. Gene Ontology annotation, biological process: regulation of transcription by RNA polymerase II. The record is from RefSeq and is a predicted model, not a curated record.
UCCCGCUCUGAGCUUGAAACCGAGGAAGUGGUCACGCGCGAGGCCCCGGGAGUCGGUUCGUGGAAGGCGCUUGCAAGAGCCGUGGGUGGGAGCGGAGCGGUGGCGGCUUCUGGCUCCCGGGCCUCCUUCGUGCUGUUGGGCCCCUCCAGCGCCAGUCAAGCUGCCCUCUUGUGCCGCCGCCGCCUUGCAGAAGUCCGUUGCCUGGGCAUGUCCGGGCAUCGCUGAGUCGUGGGCUGGGCUUGGCGGCAGGACCCCCUAUAAUGGAGUGUCUUAUGUCUUCUAAAAGGACUGAGGAUGCCUCUUCUCAACACGAAGAAAGCAAAGAUGAUAUUGAGUUUGUUGGUGAAGGUGUAUUGAGACCUGUUGUGGACUGCGUUGACCUUCUUAGUAGUGAUGAGGAAGACUGUGUCAGCUCUUCUAAUAAAAAUGUAAAGAAGAAAGACUACUUUGAGUAUCAGAAGGAAAAGGUUGCUUCAACUCUAGAUCGCUUGGCACGUCAUGUUGAAGUGGAGAAACAGCUGAAAGAAGAGAAAAAUAAAGCAUUCAAGGAAAAACUGGAUUCUCAACAUGCUCAUGGACUGCAAGAGUUGGAAUUUAUCCAGGGACAUAGUGAUACAGAGGCAGCAAGACUGUGCGUGAACCAGUGGCUAAAAAUGCCAGGUCUCAAGCCGGGCACUGUGAACUCAGGAAGAAGAGCAUUACCUCAGAAAUCAGGCGAGAUGCCAUCUAACCGUAAAUCUAUUUUAUGUCCUAUAAUGCAUUGCAACAGAAAGUUUGACAACGGGCAUCUUCUCCUAGGGCACCUUAAACGGUUUGAUCAUUCUCCAUGUGAUCCAACAAUUACACUACAUGGACCUCCGGCCAAUGCCUUCGCCUGCAUAGUCUGUAGAAGAAGAUUUGCCACUUCUCAGCAAUACAGCGACCACCUUUCCUCUAAGGCUGGUGAAAAUGAUGGCCAUGAAAGAAAUUACCCUCCUCAGCAUAUUCAGUGCUUUGCAUGUCCAUGCUGCUUCCUCCUUUUCAGCAUAAGAGAUGAAUGUCUACAGCAUAUGUCUGAAAAGAAGCAUUUUUCUCAGGCUUUUAAACUGGAUGAUAAACCAGGCCACCCAGUUCCUUUGUCUUUCCCAACUUAUGCAAAGAAUCUUCUAAUCUCCCUGUGCAAGGAAGUUCCAUUCCAAGUGAAGUGCACGUCUUGCCACCUGGUCUUGCGUUCUCACGUAGAAUUAACUGCACACUUCAGAACUCGUUGUCGUAAUGCUGGCCCAGUGUCUGUAUCGAAGAAGAGCAUCUCUCAGGUUGCUGAAAUUUUCAAAGCCAAAGGUUUCUGUCAAAGCUGUGACACCCUGUUUCUCAAUGAUGACCAUAUCAGUAAGCACACUUGCAAAUCUCUACCUAAGGUUAAAAUUUUCACCACCAUGGAAGAAUCCAUCUUAACCAUCUGUCACAUUAAUGAAGGGAACAAAAGUGUCCCCCAUCUGCAGAAGCAUGUGAACCUUUUAAAGCCUUCUCCUCUGAAAAGACCUUUGGAUUUGAAUGUACUACUUGGUGAUCAGGGAGAAACCACUUCAAAACGCAAAAAGGAUUUCGAAGGCAGAAGCCAAGAGGUGAGCCGUACUUAUACUGUCAAAACCUGGGUAUGUCAGUGCCAUUUAGCAUUUCCUUCUGAAGAGCUGGUAGAAAAACAUAUUUUUUCGGAAAACCGAAUUUGCUACAGGUGUGGCGUGUGUGCCAAAUCUGCAGAAAAUGCAAGCAUAAUCCGUUUACACAUGAGCCGGUUCCAUGGAGGAGCACACUUAUCCAACUUCCACUUUUGGUGUCAGUCCUGCAGUGUUGUCCUUCAGAAAGAGGAGGAUGUUAUGGCCCAUGUGACAGAACUCCACGAAGGUCACACUUACUAUUGGGAGAAAGAUUUUUCUGGAGAUGAGCUUGCCUUGCCAUCUGAUGUACAAUGCAGCAGAUCCCUUGAACGAGAGGAAAACUCUCCAAGCCCCAUGGAACUGUCUCCACCUGCAAGUCCAGUGGACCUGACCGAGAGCACUUCUGGCCAGUGGCAGUGCCGCCUGUGUGAGGAGGUAUUUGACUCAGAAGACAGUGUGAAACAACACUGCAUGUCAUUAGAGAGCCAUCACUUUCACAGAUACAGCUGCGGCUUGUGCAAAUUGACAUUUCGGAAGACUGAAACCCUGCAUCGGCACUGUAAGGAUAGGCAUGAUAGUAUUGUUCAAAUUAAAUACUUCUGUGGACUGUGUGGUGACAUCUUUUUUGAUGUUGAGGAGGAGUUUUUAUGUCACUUCAGGAGUGUGCAUAGCAUAGAUUACCUGUGUGUGUCUGGAAGAGCGGGGGAAUCAAUUAAAAAUUUUGAAAUAGUAGAAGAAAGCAACCUUCUAAAUUGUGGCUGCAGGGAAAAAUAUAUCUGCAAAGAGAACAGGAAGGCAGACUACAAGAGAUGUCAGGCAGCGCUGUUGGAAAAAGGCAGUGUGUGGUUUCGUUGUACUUUGUGUUCUUCGACAGCGCAAAGCUACUCUGACAUGACAGCUCAUCUCAACAGCCACACAAACAAAAAAGAAGACCAACAGUUAUAUGUUGUGAGGUGUGGGUCGUGUAACAAAAGCUUCAGUGAUAUUGCAGUUGCCCAUCAGCACUUUCAUGCCGAACAUUGCUUCUUAAAACCCCAACUAGCCUUUGGGUCUCAGACAGAAAGUGACGUCUUCCAGUUCUCUGCCUGUGGAAGCACAGACAGCAAACCUGAUAAACUGAAGAUUUCUGUCGAUACAACUACGUCUGCUUCAGGAAAAAAGAUGAAACUAAGAGAUAUAAAAAAAGAACAAGAUGAUGGAGAUCUACCUGACCUUGAUUAUUUGUGCACUAUGACUCAUAUUAUAAUGAUGGAUUUAGAUAACUGGGGAAACCUUUUCCAUCAGUUGCCUGCGACCCUUAACCAAGGAACUUUUAUCUGGGGCUUCCAAGGUGGGCAUAAUAACUGGAAGCCACCUGUGAAUUGCAAGAUUUUUAAUUAUCUCAACAAGAUUGGGUGUUUCUUUCUCCAUCCACGUUGUGGCACAAGGAGAGAGGCAGCUGAUUUUGCAAUCUGUGUUCAUGUGGGCCGUCUGGAUGAACAUCUGCCAAAGCAUAUUCCCUUCACAAUUCUUUCCGGAGACAAAAGCUUUCUAGAGUUGGAAAGCCAGCUUAAGAUGACUCAAAGGGCAACCCGCAUUCUAGAUCCUCACAAGAUUGAUGCUGAUAUGAUGUGUGCCUUAUUAAACAGCAUUUCAGAUACAGCCAAAGAAAGUGAAACAGAUGAUACUCGAGCGGUAAUGCAGCAUUCCUUGCAAGAUGCAAAGGAAGAAAAAGAUGCAGAAUUUCAAGAGGCAAUCAGGCGAAGCCUUGAGGAAAUGUGAAGAUGUCUUAAGAUCAGUAUACUAAAACAUCCACUCUGUUUCCAAGUAACUGAAAUUUGUUCAUCAUUUUACAAAGAUUAAAAAAAUAUUGGUUAGAAUUUCAAGGUCUCAACAGAAAUUUAAAGAACUCUGUUAACAACCACAAUGUAGGGCACAUAAGUACAUGAAUGGCUGUGGAACCUACAUAUACCUCAUUGCUAGAACAGUAAGAGGUAUCUAGAUGUGUGGUAUGGUAGAGGAUAUUUUAAAAGCUUAAGAAUGUGGUGGUUACAGAAGGGCUGCCCUUUUUCUUUCUUUGCUACCUGGGCUGAAAGCCAGGAUUGCUUAAUAAUUUCUUCUGUUUUUCUUUUUUUUAACUUUUGUUUCUUUUUGGGGGUUUAUACUUCCUAGAAAACAUUGCUAACCUGUUGCAGAUGAAUUUCUAGGACCAGUAUUGUAGAUACAAACAUUAAAUCCUGAUUCUCUGGGACCAUGUUGUCUUUGUCAAUUAGUCCAUAAAGGGAAAGUUAGGUACUAAUCUACAAGUGUACAGACAAGCUUCUGAGGGGCUUUAUUUUGUGGACUAUAUUUCGAGACUGUAAAUCUGUUUUCUCUUAAUUAUAUUUUGAUUCUUAUGCACAGGUUUGUGCAUAAUUGAAUUUUGUUUUCAGAGAACAAAUUCAAUGACAAAAUGACUAGACUGUCUCUGUAUAUUUUGUUCCCAGUCUUAUAUUUCUCUUCCCUUUGAACUAUAUUGCUUUAGAAAGGCACGGGUCUUCUACGUUCCUAUAUGGUUAAUUUAUUGCUGUCAUUUCUCAGAUUUAAGCUUAAUUAAAAUAUCAACUGUU